UUGACAGUCAUAUAGCAGUAUGCUCCUUCUGAGCCUGUAAGGAAGUCGAGUUGGCGAGACGCGACCCAAACCCUUGCGCUGCGACAGAACGCUGAAGAAUGGCCUGCGGAGGUUGGUUAUUAGCGGAUACAGGAGAGCUGUCGCCACUGCUGCCGGGAACGUGCCCUUCGGACGUACUGGAGUCGGGCCCGACGUUUGAGCUGGCGCUGCGCUCAUGCCCCCCGGCCAAGCUGGUCUAUGGUCACGUGCCCUCGGCCAACGUCAACGCAGCAGCCAGCCGUAUCGCCGGGCACGCGGUCAAGGGAGACGCGUGCUUGGUGCUGUCGGCCCUUACCGUCGCCAGCACCAGCGGCGGCGCCAGCUGCAGCACUGCCGCGGCGGCGCCGCUGCCGCCGCCCUCCCUGGACCUUCUGCUGGACAGCCUCAUGGGCGGCACACGCCUGGCUCAGGCGCUGCUGGCCAACCCCCGGCACCCCAACAGCGUAUGGGACCCCACCAACCCCCUACUGGCGCCAUCGCCGCCGCGCUCACCUGCCCAGGCGCAGGCACACACCGCAGGAGCAGUGGCAGCGGCAGCGGCAACAGUGACAGCGGUGGCGACGGCACCGGCGGUGGUAGUAGCGCCAGCGACGGCAAGUCCGCGCAAGCACGUGCACUGCCCGCACACGGCCAUCAAUGCCAUCCUGCAGGGUAGGAAUGCGCUCACCAAAGGCGCCGCCGCGGCAGCAGCUGACAGCUCGGAUGGCUCGCGUGCUCCACCGGCGGAGGGGCAAGCCACUGGAGCAGCGGCGGCGGUGGUAGCGGGCGUGCUGGGCCGCGCGCCGAGCUGGGAGGCGCCCCUGUCGCCGCCGUGCAAGAGCGCUCGCAACAGCCUCGAGUCGCCGCCGCACCCGCUGCACCUGCCGCGUGCGCAGCACCGCCCCGCGCACCCAGUGCACUCGCUCGCGAGCGCGCUGGCAGCGGCGGUUGCGUCCGGGGACGGCAUCGCCCGCCCCGCCAGCCCGGGCGUCAGCCGCCUAGCGAGUCAGCUGGCAGGCAGCUGGCUGGGUAGUGGCAGCGGAGGCGGCGGAGGCGCAGGCACUAGCAGUGGUGCUCAUGGCAGCCUGCAACACGCAGCUGCGGAGGUGGAGGCUUUCAGCCAGGCAGCGCACAAGCGGCGUCACUCCGGCGAAAGCGGCGAAGUUCCGCUGGCGUCGUGUACAGCGCCAGCAGGAGCGGCGGCAGUAACGGCGGCCCGCAUGGAGCUUGAUGAGGGUGCGCCGGCUGCGGCCGAGCUGCCGGGGCGAGAGAUACCCCUCGCGGGAUCCACCCAACGACGGAGUUUGCAGCAGGCGAGGCCGGAGGAGCAGGAGAAGGACAAGGAGCUGCAAUCGCCGGCGCCGGCGCUGCCGGCGCCCCAGGAACACGAGCAGGAGGUGCCGUGGCGGGAGCUGCCGUGUGACGUGGUAGCUUACGUGGCCACGCAGCUGCCGCAGCAGGCGUCACAGGCCAUCGCAAUGGCUGGCGUGUGCCGCGGCUGGCGUGUGGCGCUGCUGGCCAACCUGCCCGCCUUGCGCCGCAUCACCUUCAACCUGGACCCCACCAACCACCUGCGCACCAGCACCCACACCCGCAGCGGAACAGCUGGGGCAAACGGUGGUGACGCGAAAGGCAGCAGCAGCGGCGCUGCUGCUGACGGCUCCGCGACCGCGAACAGCACCGGCGGCGCGGGUGUGGGCGCGGGUGCGUGCGUGGGGCUGCGCCGCCGCAGCGUGGCGCGGAGUGCGGGCGGUGGCGCUGACCAGCAGCGCAGCGAGGAGGAGCAUGCGAUGGCGGCGGCGCUGAGUCGGCAGUACGGGGCCGGCGCCUUCGUGCUGCCCAGUGCGCACACGGCGGCGGGCGGCCUGGAGGGCAUGGAGGGCGCGGAGCUGUUUGGAGGCGGCGGCGUGGAGCAGCAGGAGGCGCAGGAGGAACAGGAGGCGCAAGAGCCGGUGGUGCCUCGCGCUGCCGCGCGGCGGCCGCCGGCGCUGCUGCUGGAGGCGGCCCGCGGCGCCUCCAACCCCUCCGCCCAGCUGGUCAUGGCGCAGCUGCUGGAGGGUUCGGGCGACGCCGACGGCUCUCUGCGCUGGUGGCGCAAGCUGGCGAUUGCGGGCGACGUAAUGGGAAUGUUCAAACUGGGCAUGGCCUGCUAUGAUGGCUCACAUGGCAUGCAGCCGGACCCUGAGGCCGCCCACAUGUGGCUGAGCCGCGCAGUGCGGCACAUCCUCCAGGUGGACAGCAUCACCGCCAUCCAGCUGGACGAGCAGCACGGCGGCAGCGGACCCGGCGGCGGAGCGCCGGCGGCGGCGCCGGCAGGCGGUGCCGGUGUUGCUGGUGCUGCGGGUGGUGGUGCAGCCAGUGCGGCGGGAGGAGCUGGCGGACAGCCCCGCGUGUCGCUUCGCAUGCGGCGCAAGCUGGCGUCGCUGGACCCCACCCUGCUGCGCAUGCUGGGCUGGAGCUCCAUCGUGCUGGGCUACCUGGAGUUUGAUGGUGUGGCCGGGCGCAGCGUGUGGGGCAUGGGCGACCGCAGCGAGGCGGUGCGGCUGUUCCGGCUGGCGGAGGGCUGCGGCUGCAACGAGGCGGCGGCGGUGCUGGGCUGGCUCUACAACACCGGACAGUAUUGAGCGAGCGAGUUUGUGUGCGCUUGUUGGAUAAGCGCAAGGAGAGAGUGAGUUUGUGCGCGUGCGUGCAUGCGUGCAUUGAGACAGUGUGAGAGUGUGGGCUCAGUCACGUUUGAUGAGCUGUACCGUGCUGUGUAAUGGUCUCGCAGUAUGAUGACGUCGUGUUGAUGGACAUGACGGACCGUGGCAGUGCUUUCUCGUGUGUACCAGCAUGUGUGCGGCUCGACUCCGCGGUCCGCAUCGUCCAGCACAGUGUAUCCGCUGUCAGUUGGAUUACAGCUCACCCCGUGCUUGGAGUGAGAGUGUGGUCUGUCAUGGUAGAUAGAAAACGUGUUGCGCUAUCGGCUGUUGUGUGCAUGUACCAAAUGUACAUGAGUGGCUAUGCUUGCCGAUGCCUGCGCUCUGUCAAGGAUACCUGCGUGCUGGGCGGAUGGCAUGCUAUGUUGUAUGGAGGGCAAGCACGCUGUCACUAAAGCCCAUUUGCGGUUUCGGGGCAGCUGCUGCAGCUUCGUUGCCGUUGCGCACCAGCAGCGUUGGAUUUAUAGUAUA
Molecule: messenger RNA, 3188 nt
Organism: Chlamydomonas reinhardtii
Lineage: Eukaryota; Viridiplantae; Chlorophyta; Chlorophyceae; Chlamydomonadales; Chlamydomonadaceae
Exons: 9
Coding region: 99-2642 (847 amino acids)
Molecular function (GO): protein binding
Source: RefSeq, a predicted model, not a curated record